This is a messenger RNA of Paramecium sonneborni, 828 nucleotides long. Lineage: Eukaryota; Ciliophora; Oligohymenophorea; Peniculida; Parameciidae. The record is from the annotation of a GenBank genome assembly.
AUGUAGAAUCGUCUUGCUCAAUUUGGUUAACAAUCAAUAAUUCCAAUUUAAGCUACUGGAAAGUAUGGUGAUUAAUUUUUUGAUUUGCCUUAAGUUAAGCCUUUUUCUCUUAAAUUAUUGAAAGCUAAAGGAAGGCCUAACUAAAAUCCAUUUAAAAAGAAUAUAAGAGAUGAAAUCAAUUCUAAAGAAAUUGAUAUGGAUAAACCUUUUUUUGAAGUUUUUAAUCAUCCAAAUCAAAAUUAUUUAAAGAUCAUAAAUUCUGAAGAAUUAAGACCUUAGAUAAUAUAUUAUUAUCAUUCUCCUAAUAUAUCAUAGAAUGAAUAAGUAAUAGUAGAUAAAGAUAAUGCUGAUUUAGUAGAAAGAGCAAUUAAAAAUUAACAUGCUGAUAUUAGAAAAUUAGAAGUAAUUUAAUAAAGGAUAUUAUUAAAAGAGAAACUAUAAAAGGAGAUUAAAUAAGAAAUGUAGAAGAAAUUCAAAUAAAAAUAGGAAUAAGAGGAUGAUAUAAAAUUACCCUCUUAAAAUCUAAAUUUUAAUUAUAGCAGCAAUUUUAUUGCACAAAAACCUUAAAAUUAUGAUUAAGCUCUUCAACAAUCAAAGAGUUAAAUUACUUUGUAAUCCUAAUUUAAAGAUAUUUAAGAAAGUUUGUAUGAGCUUUAAAGAAUUUAAGAAUAAAAUAAACAAAAAGAAAUACUGAAGAAAUAACAAGAGGAAGAGUCCUUUAAAUAGAAAAUAGAAUCAGUUUAAAGGUAUGGUUACAAAAACUGGAAAUGCUCAUCUUAAGAAUUAAGAGCUUUAAUCUAAAAGGAUAAAUUAAAGAAACAUAUUUGA